AUGAAAACUUUUUUUACAGAAAUGGAUUGUAAAUCAGACUAGUAACUUCUCAAAGAAAUUAAUUGUCUUUUUCUGAGACUUAAUUUAGAAUCACCUCGAACAUAAUAAGCUAUGAAAGAACUAAAUUUAAGUAAAUAAUAAUGUCAAAUCAAGUAACAUAAAUAUGUAAAUUAUAAUAUAAGAAUUCUCUCUGAAUUUCUCAAUUAUCAUAAUGAAGCUCAUACCAUGUACUUGAAUCAUUUGCAAAUUUUAAAAGGUAAUUCAUUUUUUCCCCUACUCAUAUAUUAGAUAAUCUUACAAAUUUAGUGAAAAGAAGAAGGGUAAUUAUUGGCCCUUCUAUUAAAAUUGUAUUCACAACUCCAAAGCAAUCCAAACAAUUUAAUUUUCUAAAGAAAAUCUUCGAUCAUGACCUUAAGGAGUUAUAUCAAUCAGAAUUGUAGAUUAAAGAAUAAUAAUAAAGAAAUACAGAUAAAAUCUUUAAAUCUGUUGAAGAUAACUUGAAAUCUAUAUCAAAUAAAGCCAAAAUUCAUAAUUAAAUAGUUGAUAAAAAACUUAUAAUAUUGAAGAAAAGUAGAGAAAAUGAUUUGGAUAAUAGAUUAAAUAAAAGUCUUGAUUUUGAUUCCAAAUUUGAACCUAUUUAAAAAUCAUUACAAGAUUCUAAAAGUAAAUUUUAAAUAAUGAUGUAAUCUAAAAAACAAUAAGAAUUGGAUUAUCAUUUAGAAAAAAAAAAAAGUAUUAUUGAAUAAGAUGAACUUCGUAGAACUAAUUUAUAAUUUACAAUUGAAAAAUCUUAAAGAAAUUCACAUAUUAGAUAAGGUAUUGCUAGUCAUGAUCGUAUUCAAUAAGUUUAAAAUUAAUAAUUAGAAUAACAAUAAAAAGCAAUCUAAAAAAUUGCUAGUCAAAUUGAAAAAACAUCAAUAUAGACCUAAUAAUAGCAAUCAAAUUUAUAAAAUACAAUUUAGAAAAUGAAAGAGGAAUAAGACAAAAAAAUUAACAAAGUUCAAAAAAAUCUUACAUCUAAAUCAUUAUUUUAAUCUGAGAGGGAAAGUGUUAUAAUUUAAGAUAUAUAAGAAAAAAUUAUUUAAGGGAAUACAAAAUCAAAGUAACGUUUAUUAGAUAUAUAAUCAAAAUUAAAAAAUGUUACUUUAUAAAAAUAAGAAAAAUAAUAAGAAUUGUUUAACAGUUAUACAAAUAAAAUGGAGAAGAGAAAUGAAACAAUAAUUGAAAAGCAUCUUAAAUUAAGAGAAAAUCUAAAAAAAAAUUAGAAUUUAAGUAAAAAUAUGGUUUAAUAAUAACAUUAAUUAAUUAUUGAAAAGGAUGAGUUUAAUUAAAAUAUCUCUAAGGCUUAAAAAUUAAUAGUUAGUAAGACAACAAAGGAUAUUGAAGAAUUACUCACUCAUCUUGUUUUUAAUUGA
Molecule: messenger RNA, 1415 nt
Organism: Paramecium sonneborni
Lineage: Eukaryota; Ciliophora; Oligohymenophorea; Peniculida; Parameciidae
Source: the annotation of a GenBank genome assembly